AUGCCACGAAAAGCUCAAGGUAUCGCACGCCCGUUGACAAAUCUCACCGAAGAAGUAGAGAUAGGAGACUCACUUCCAAACGGCUCAGAAAGAGCUGGUAUCCCUCCACCUGACACAGAACCCGAAACGUCGAUACGAACCGUCCGGGUACCUGAAAUCCAGGCCUUACCAGCGGGUGUACCCCCUUGCCCGACAGCGCUCGAGACCGAAGACUACUACGGUCUCUGGCGCAACAAACCCCGACUCCUCGCGCGAUCAAACUACCCCGAGGAUCAGUGGUCAGGCCUAUGCAACGACUGGUCACGUGCCGAAGAUUCCCAUCCAUUCAGACGUCUCUGGUCAGACCCGGAGGGAAUUAUCCAGAAGGAGCUGGCUGGUGCGCUGGAGUAUACGAAGUGGACAUACUUCGAGCCCUGUCGCAUCGGAAGUGCACAGCAAGAAAGUCAGGUGAAACUCCUAGUUGUUGUCGAGGCCGAAUCUACGACUUGGUCUCAUGCCUGGGUUGUCGCCAGGAUGUGUAGGGAUAUCUUGAGGGGUUACGACAUUACAGAUGUUGAGGUUGAGGUUCAGGAGUGUGCUGGUUGUUGGGUUAUCACGCGGAUACGGGAGUCGGUGGGACCCGAAGCGACUGUACAAGAUUGUCCUUUUUGUUAA
Molecule: messenger RNA, 654 nt
Organism: Fusarium subglutinans
Lineage: Eukaryota; Fungi; Ascomycota; Sordariomycetes; Hypocreales; Nectriaceae
Exons: 1
Coding region: 1-654 (217 amino acids)
Source: RefSeq, a predicted model, not a curated record